Molecule: messenger RNA, 2529 nt
Organism: Neltuma alba
Lineage: Eukaryota; Viridiplantae; Streptophyta; Magnoliopsida; Fabales; Fabaceae
Product: UV-stimulated scaffold protein A homolog
Exons: 2
Coding region: 139-2193 (684 amino acids)
Biological process (GO): transcription-coupled nucleotide-excision repair; response to UV
Cellular component (GO): chromosome
Molecular function (GO): RNA polymerase II complex binding
Source: RefSeq, a predicted model, not a curated record
ACGCACGGACGGCGUUUGGCCGCGAAAAAACGUCAAUGAAUCUGCGAACUUCAAAUUUAGGGCUUUUUUUCCGGGAAUAAAAUUUGUCAUAGAAAUUGAAAUUUAAUGAAUUUUUGAAUCGAUUGGAUUUGAUCGUCAAUGGAAGAGGAGGAGAGAAGGGGUCGGGGAACAAAGGUGAGGUCUUUGAUAGAGAAGGCCACAACCUCGACUUCGCCAGAGGUCGAUCCCCGUCUCCUUCGGGCCAUCAAGUCGGUGGUCCGAUUCUCGGAUUCGGAGCUCCGAAUUGCUGCCGAAACACUUACAGACCUCAUGAAGCGAGAUCACUCUCAGGUUAGGUACCUCACACUUCUAAUAAUUGAUGAACUGUUCAUGCGAUCAAAGCUUUUUAGAACCCUUCUUGUUGAGAAUUUGGACCACCUACUGAGUUUGAGCAUCGGAUUCAGAAGAAAUCUGCCACUACCUGCUCCCCCAGCUGUUGCAUCUGUUUUACGUUCAAAGGCCAUUGAAUUCUUAGAAAAAUGGAACCACUCUUUUGGGAUUCAUUACAGACAGCUCAGAUUAGGGCAUGAUUACCUAAAGAAUACCCUUAGGCUUCAAUUUCCUAACAUACAGGCCAAUGUGGAGCGGAUGCAACAAGAGAGGAGGGAAAGAGAGAGAAGGUCGAAAGAAAUUUUGUUGAACAAAUAUGAACAUUUGAGACAGAAUCUAUCAUCAAUAAAGGGAGAAAUACUAUCCACAGUGGAUGAGAUUGGAGAAUGUUUGGAAAUUUUGAACUCAACAGAGGAUUUUAUGCAAGAUGAUAUCUUAGAUGAUGAAGUGGAAGAGUUCUUCGGUUCUUCUGAGCUGCGGCAGAUGCGUCUUGAUGCCAUAAAAGAAGGAGAGAAAGUUCAUGAGAACAGUGAUAACAAGGUGAUUUUUGAUGCAUUGAGGGAAUUGUACAAGCUUUUAAUGACAAAGCAUUUGAUUUCUGUCCAAGAAUGGAUUUCUGUUCUAGUAAGAGUUGAAGUAGCUGACAAUAGAUUUAGAGAUUCCACUUUGAAGGAAUUCAUUGACAUUCGUAAUCAUCUGAAAUCAGUUCAAAAGAAAUGUGAAGAGGCUGGAUGUUCUCUUCAAAACUCAUCAAAACAUAGUGAGGAAGAAGAUUUUUGGGAGGAGGGUAAUGUUGUAGCUAAUGAAGUUGCAUCUAGGGCUCCCAAGAAUAAAGACAUACAUCUUGACAUGGCAUCAACUACCCAUAAAGUGAAUGGCAGUGCUCUCAGUUCAAGAGAUAAAGAGUCUAACAGCUCUAACGCCAAGCGCCUAGCUCAUGGAAGGAAUGAAGUAGACUCAAACUCUCCAAGGAGCGAACUUCUGGCUGAAGCUCCUGUGGUAAGGUGGAGUUCUCACUUGGAUGAUUGGGGUUCAAGCAGGGUUUUUAUGGCUAACCAGCGUGGAUUGGAACUUGAAAAUCAUUGGGGGAGGGUGGACUCUGAUGCUGUUAUCCCAGCUGAUAAAAUUGCUGAAUUGAAUGUUCAUGCUGCACUUUAUGAAGAGAAGCAAGAGGAGAUCCAACCAUGUCGUGCUCCUUUGAGGAAAGGAGGGCUAUGUCAGAGAAGAGACUUGAGAGUUUGUCCAUUUCAUGGACCUAUCCUUCCUCGGGAUGAUGAAGGGAAGCCGCUCAAUCAGAGCACAUCCGAACACAAGAUAGAUGAUAAAGGAAAACCACUCAAUCAGAGCACAUCUGAACACAAGAUGGAUGAUGGAGGAAAGCCACUCAAUCAGAGCACAUCCGAACACAAGGUAAAUGUUGAUUUGGGGAUUGAUCUAGCGGAGCACUUGGCUAAACAAGCAGUGAAGAAUGUUCGUGAAAUAGAUGAAGAGGUGGCAAAGAAGCGAAAAAUUGAUAAACAGACGAUGAAGCGUGCAAAACUUGCCAAAAUUCGGGAACACAACAAAUCAGUUUUACGCAAUGCCGCUUUGGCUUCUACUUCCAGAUCUGCAUCGCUUGGACAAGAUGGGGAUGUGACUAAUGAAGGGAAUUUAUCUUCCAGAGACAACAAGAGAAUUCUUGCAUCCAUGCUUCGAAAGAAAGUAACAUCAAAAGACAGAAUAGCCGGGAAGCUUCUGAGUUCGCGGGCUAGGGAUGCUACCACUAGGCAGCACGAUGCUAGUGAGGAUGCAAAAUACAGAGAGGCCUUCCCGAACCAAUGGUAGAUUGGGUUCAAUUUGAGCAUGUAGGAUUACUUGUAGUCAAAAGUCAGGGUCGGAUACGUCAAGUAAAACCUUGCCUUGUUGGAUUAAGGAAAUUUACUCAUUUAUGCAACUACUUAUCUGUACAUUCAUUCCACUUUAGAGAUUGGUUUUGGCUCACCAAGGAAUAAGAUAAGCCAUUCUGGGGCUAGUUGGUGUGAUAUUUUCUCAGCAUAUUUCCACAAUUUUUGUAAGAACCUUUUGUACAUAAUAGGUGCCAGUGCUAGAUGACUACGAUUUGGACUAAUUGUAUCGAGUUACAAAAUUAUACUUUGAUAUCAUAUUGUGCCUUUAGGGAAA